GACGCGACCUGCGUCAGCAAUGCCGGAAGCGCGCGUUAGAAAAGCACGGCGAGCGGUAACGGCAGAUUCGCCACUGCAUGAUGCUCUUCACCAGGGCUUUUACCAUUUUGACAGCUUUAGCGGCUCCGCAGACCUGCCGACGAGAAAAACACUGGGUCUCCUUCCGAUAAACGCUCAGGUGCGGAGGGGGAGAUGACUAAAGAAGAAGUGUUGAGGGAGUCUUCAGAAGGAGACGCUGUGCUGGACAGGUACAGGGUCCUGUCCCACACCGCUGCACGGCCAGUUAUUCACCAGGUGGCAUCAGCACCCAUGCCCACUGACUCUGACUUCUCCUUCUUUGACCCCAGUGACCCCCAGUGUAGGGAGGUCCUGCUUGACCCUCAGACCACAGUUCCUGAGCUGUUCGCUGUGCUCAGGCAGUGGGUUCCCCAAGUCCAGAAGAACAUCAGUCUCAUAGGCAAUGAGAUUCUGAAGAGAGGCUGUGGGGUCAAUGACAGAGAUGGGCUUACUGACAUGACCUUGCUGCAUUACUGCUGCAAAGCUGGCGCACCUGGCAUUGGUGAUGCAGAGAAUGCGGCGAGCUUUGCCCAGAAGCUCUUAUCUCUGGGAGCUGAGCCGUCCCUGCGCAGCCGCUGGACCAACAUGAAUGCCCUGCACUAUGCCGCAUACUUCGAUGUUCCACCUCUCAUCCGCGUUGUGCUGCAGGCGAGCCAGCCAGGAGAAGUGGAUGCCACCUGCAGCGAUUUCGACUUUGGCACUGCCCUGCACAUUUCUGCCUCUAACCUCUGUACUUCUGCAGUCCGCUGCCUGCUGGAGCUCGGAGCCAAUCCUGCAUUCAGGAAUGAUAAGGGACAGUGUCCUGCAGAUGUGGUUCCAGAGCCUCUGGACAUGCCUCUUGAGAUGGCGGAUGCUGCAGCCCAGGCCAAAGAGCUGCGGGCUCUGCUACGGGAAGCGCUUCCCAGACCCAGUACUACUCUGCCCCUCCUUCCAGGGCGACCCCUGAGCCUCCUCUCAGAAAAAGCCCGAUCACAGCUUUCCAGCAUGGGCAUCCGCCUCGGGGACAAGGUCAUCAUUGCUGGCCAGAAGGUGGGCACACUGCGCUUCUGCGGCAGCACAGAGUUUGCCGGGGGCCUGUGGGCUGGAGUGGAGCUUCAGCAGCCUGAGGGGAAGAAUGAUGGGUCUGUGGCUGGAGUCCAGUACUUUACCUGCCCGAUGAAACAUGGAAUUUUUGCUCCACUCUCGAAAAUCAGUAAGUACUCGGAACGUCGCAGACCGAACCCCCGACAGCCUGCUGCUCCCAUCCGCCCGCCUCGUCACAUCGACCUUGCCAGGGUCAAAUCCAAGGUGGACACAGGUUUAGGAUCUGUAAAGGCAAAGUCCUUACCAGCGCUUGCAGAUGGCCUGGAUGAGCUUUCGGGUGUUAAGACAGGUGGUCUCUCACGGAGCUGUUCCACAUCUUCCUCCUCUCUGGACUCCAGACAGACUCCUGGCCGACGCCUUCCACUCCCCCUUCCCCGACAGAGGCGCCCCCUCCGGCCACGGCAGGAGCGAACGCCCCCCAACAGCCGUUCCACUCCUCCGCCAGUCCUCCGCUCCCUCAGCAGCACCCCACAGUCUGGGGUAGCACGCAGCAGGACUCCCUCAGCCAGCAGCUCAGUAUGUGAGGUUCCAGAGGUGCGUCUGGGCGAGCGAGUCCUCGUAGUGGGACAGAGGACAGGAGUGGUCCGAUUCUAUGGCAAGACCAGCUUUGCCCCAGGCUUUUGGCUGGGGAUUGAGCUGGAUAAGCCCAGUGGGAAGAAUGAUGGCUCUGUCGGAGGAGUGAAGUAUUUUAGCUGCCCCCCCAAACAUGGAGUAUUCGCCCCACCCUCACGCGUACAGCGGAUCCAUGGGUCUGUAGACUGUCUGUCAGAACUGACCUCCUCCCGGCACAGUCACUCCUUCAGCGGAAUCCGUCGUAGUCUUAGCACCUCUUCAGCCAUUGCCACACAGCGCGAGCCAAAUCGGAAGAAUCAAGCUAACCGCAGUCAGUCAUCUGGCGUGCGUCGGCGCUGGAGCACAUUGAGUUCUGGCUGGGGUUCGCUCAGCUCGGCUGGAGCUUCUCCUCGAGGGCCGAGCAGCGUGGGAGGGACCACCAGCUCCUCAGGCUCGGAUGGCGCUGUCAGACUGCACCUGGGCAUGCAGGUCCUGCUCAGCAGUGCCAAUGAGAUGGGCACCAUCCGCUACCUUGGCACUGCUGACUUUGCCCCUGGCUUGUGGCUAGGCCUGGAGCUGCGCAGUGCAAAGGGGAAGAACGAUGGCUCUGUUGGCUCCCGGCGUUACUUCAGCUGCCGGCCUGGCCAUGGCGUCCUGGUGAGACCGAGCAGGGUCACCUAUCGCGGCAUCAACGGAGCCAAGCUUGUGGAUGAAAGCAGCUGAGACAUUGAGAUCCUCCAAAAGAGUGGCUUUGCUCUCUCUGCUCCCAUCUGUCUCUGACUAGAUCACGGUUUCUUUCUUCUUAUAGCAAACAAGUGGCUAGCUGGCACGGAUGGACAGCAGCACUAAAGGAGAGACAAUGGAAGAUACAUGUGCCAAAGAGCAAGUUGAAGGACUUUAGAAGCACAAUGACGGGGUCAUUAGUCUGCACUGGAGUUUGUGUAAUGAGGUUUAUUUUUUGUUUACCAUGGAAGUAUGGUGACCCGCUGAAAUGAAAUUGAACGUCAUGUUAUUUAGUGAGUGAAUGUGAAAUUAUGUUUUUCUAAGCUGAGGGAUUGGGGUUUCAUUUUGGUUUAGGUUCUGAUACUUUGUCAAAUAGCAGUAGCAAUUUCUAAGCACUUUAAGAAAAUUGAUGCGGUUUCAGACAAUGACUUUUGUUAAACAGAACUGGCUUUUUACUUUGGCUUUUAGGUCUGACUCUUAAACAGAAUCAGUGCAGAAAGUUCCUAAAGAUUUCUGAAGAUGAUGCACAUUGAUAUUGUACAGCUUCUUUAUCUGCUUUAUGAUAGUGCGUAGCACUUUUAGAUUAAAAAUAUUUUCUUUCAUUUUGCUGAGAGUGUGGGCAAAACAUCAUUACAUAUAAUAGCACUUUAAUACUGUUACAGUUCAAGCCCCUCACAUUUUGUCUGAAUCUAAAUUUAGCUUCAUAGUUUUACAGCAGAACAGUAAUGACUAUAGCCUCUUUAGGGUUUCGGCUCUGGCCUUGUUCAUUUCUUUGUAGUGAAAAUCUCAAUAGAACAUCUCUAUAGAAAGAGUGAGACUAAUAGAGCCAUUCUAUCAAAGCCGGUUACCAUGUCGGAACUAUUUAACUCAUUAGCUCAUUUACUCGUCUACUUCCCAUCUGAAAGGUGGUGUGGCAAGAAAGAGGACUGCAUGAGAAGAAGAAAAAAGUCUAACAUUUGUAGGUGCCCAUGUUUGAAAAGUGAUGUGCUGCCUGUCUACUAGCGGGAACUCUGUGUUUUGAAAAGAGAUGUUAAAUAGCUCCGUUUAAUUGAAAAUGCCCAGUUUCAUUGCUACAGAUAUAAAUAUUGAUAAUAAUAAUAAUCUAUUUUCCUGAAACUGCAUGCAUUAUUAUAUCAUAAUUUAUGUACAAGAAGUGUCAUAUAAUUAUAUUUGGAAUUUAGUGAAUAGUUUUCAUUUCCUGUCUGAAGGAAAAUCCAGGUUAUUAUCUCAGCAGGUAAAAGUUAGAAACCUGUUGGCAGCAAGAAAGAAGAAAAAAAAAGUUUUCUACCCAACAAAAAGUAUUUUUCGCCAGUUGCGUGUUGCUAUCCUAUCGUAUGUUUGCACUAAACACGUCAAAUUACUUGAAUGAUUUUAGAAAUAUUUUGUGGUCAGUGAGAAAUCAGCAAACUCACCCACGCAAUUGACGCACCCAUGCUCUGCCCGCAAAUGCUUUAUUUUGUCAUUUUUCUGAUGAAUAUUGUGAUUUAAAUGGCAAUUAUUUUUAAUACAGUAAGGUCGCAAAUGCGUAUGUAGUAUGCCCAACUGCCAGGUAAUUGUGGUUGUGUUGUUAUGCACACAGCAGAUGGUGGUUGCUUCUGAUUUGGUAGAACUAAUCUCUAGGCAGUUCACAAACUCUGUGCUAUUAUGUUAAAUUUCUGCACUUAAAACUUGUUGACAACACCUGCAUCUGAUUGCCUCUGACUGCAUGAGCUACAGUUUGAGUAGGAUUUCAGUCAGUAGCUGUUGCAAAAGAAUGCAUUUGUGGCUGAAGCGUAGAUGUCAGUUCCAAGUAUUAGCAUUUGCUGGACUUCCACUGAUUUUGCUAAGUUUCUGCAUAAUUAAAGGGUUAAGAUUUAAGCAAAAGUAUUCUGAGAAGUUCGAUGUGAAAUGUUCUUCCUGAGCCAGAGCUGUUGGUGAUAGGAAUCAGACAUCUGAAGAGAUCAGUGCCUCUAAUAGCGACAUCACAUUGUUAUUACAUAAGAGAAUAACAAAUAUGAUAGACAUGGUGUUAAUUUUGAAAUAAGGUUAUAGUACUUUACAAUUUUUCCUUAAGUAAUCGUUUAUAUAUUUCCUACUGUAAUCAGCAUUCUCAACAUUACAUAUAAUAAAUCAGCAGAUGUGUAGAGUCACUGGUCAUUUUGGACAGUACUGGCUUAAAGCUGUAUUGAGAGAUACACUCCAAAAACCCUUGCAUGAUUAAAGGGUUCUUUGCAUCAUGAAAGGGUUAUAAAGGGUCAUAAAGGGCACCAAAAAGGGUUCUUUUGUUGUUAGCACCCUUUUUGGUG
Molecule: messenger RNA, 4700 nt
Organism: Pygocentrus nattereri (red-bellied piranha)
Lineage: Eukaryota; Metazoa; Chordata; Actinopteri; Characiformes; Serrasalmidae
Exons: 16
Coding region: 193-2415 (740 amino acids)
Biological process (GO): cytoplasmic microtubule organization
Cellular component (GO): cytoplasm; nucleus; microtubule plus-end
Molecular function (GO): microtubule plus-end binding
Source: RefSeq, a predicted model, not a curated record